Salvia hispanica is the source of this 722-nucleotide messenger RNA. The record is from RefSeq and is a predicted model, not a curated record. Lineage: Eukaryota; Viridiplantae; Streptophyta; Magnoliopsida; Lamiales; Lamiaceae.
AUGGCCCAAAGAACACGGCAGCUCGGCUUUCCUCUCCGGCGAAAUCGCCGCUAUCUCGACGGGAUUUCGGAGUCCCGUCGGCGCGUACUCCUUCCUCCAUCGAGUUCUCUUUCUCCAGCGAACGCCCUCCGGCGAGUUCUCUUUCUCCUCGGUGACGUCAGCAGUGGAGAGGAGGCGUCGCCUCAACUCCGUGCCUCAGUAACUCGCCGCCUCGCCGGCUGCUGCUCUGUUGUCUCCGUCCUCGCCGAGCUGCCUCUCCUCUUAAGCUCUUCUCUGUCGAGUUCUCUAGGAGGCAGCGAUUCCGGCCCUCUCUCGAUCUCUCCUCGACGGCGCCGACACCAGCCGCCUCGCUCUGCUGCUCUGGCAGCGCCUCCGCUCCAGCCAGAUCUCCUGGAGCUCGUUGCUGCCCGUCCGUCACCGGGCAGCUCCGCCGAAUACUCCUCACUCCAAAGUACCAUAGCUGGAAAUUUGGAGUCUUGUGGCUGCUCCCUAAUCGAGAAAGAGAGUGAGGGAGAAAGAAAGAAGAUGCUCCUCUAGAGAUCCUUUGGCUCCAUCACCAAAAUAGCUAUCUUCUAAACUUGUUGACUAGUGUAGGAUAAUGGUGUAGAAUAGAUGUGUGUGUUGUCACUCUCACAUAUGUAACAUGUGCUAGAUGUAUCUCCAACAUUCUUGUGUAAUUUGUUCUUCAAUUAUUAUUUAAUAAAAGCAUAGCUUUACUUUCA